UGUUUGCUUUAUAAAAUAGUCUCCAAUACGACUUCAUAUUACAUACCUCAGACUUUUUUCAGCAGUAUGGCAGACCAAAGUAUGUCUAAGUCGGUGUAUGUGGGGAUGUGUCGAAAGAUAGGAACCUCACAACAGGUGGCCUCCAGGAGAGAUAUAGCGGAUACGAAGCAGCUGUUGGAUGAUCAGAAUAAUGUGAGGAGAUCAAUGGUGAGUGGAAGCACAAGAGAAGGAUUCAGAUUACCCGAUUCAGACUUAGACACUAUGUUAUGGCCAACUAACCACCGAGUGAUCUGGGACAUCUCUCAGUCUGAGUUUUACAACUUACACAGACAGAUACUGAUUCUCUGUGAAAGUUCUGAGAGUCCAGCAGGAUUUACAUUACUUUGGUUACCAUUCGAACAUGCUAAUAAUUCGGUUUUGUCAGCAUUGAACAGAGCUGAGCAGGUAAUGUUGUCAUCUAGUGAGAGAAUGAAUGAUGGAGUUUUUUUAUCAAGUUCUAAACACAGAGAGAACAUGUGUACUUCAUUUAAUCCUAAUAGUAGAGUACAUGGACCAUGUAGCAGUGGAACAGAUGGUCCACUAGCAUACGAUUAUGCUCAUUGUUUUGUCAGUGAUUUUUGGCCCCCCUCAGCCUCCUCAUGGAUAGAAAGAUGUCACUCUUGGCCUCCCCUUCACGUUGCCGUUGACAUCGUUAAAAAUGGAUGUCACUUUGUAGCAAUAGGACACAAACUAGGAAACCAUGCAGACAACGAAUGGAGAAUUUCUUUCUCUCAGGCAGAAUACAAAAUUGUAUGCUCUAUGAAUCACACUCAAUUCCUAACUUACGGUUUGUUAAAAUUGUUCUUAAAGGAAAUUAUUAACAAUGGAUUAAGAGAUGAAGAUAAACUACUGUGUUCCUACCACAUGAAAACAGCUGUUUUCUGGACUAUUCAACAAAACACACUAUCUCACUGGUGUCCACAAAAUCUCCUGGCCGGUUUCUGGGCCUGCUUCAAACUUCUCGUUAAAUGGGUGUAUGAGGGGAUUUGUCCAAACUUUUUCAUUCCAGAAAACAACAUGUUUCUAAGCAAAAUUCAUGGCCAAGCACAAACAAGUUUAUUCAGGCGACUGUAUGGGUUGUAUAAGAAGGGUGUAGCAUUGCUGCUACACAGUCCCUCCAUCAGGUCCUCUAUCAUUGAUGUCCUCUGUAAUCCCGGACUAACGGUGUGUACUAAUGAAAAUACUCUGAUAUCUGAGGCUGAGUUUGAUAAAGAAUUGUUUGAUGAGAUAUUUAGUAAUGAUUCACAAAGGACGUCAGACCUUCAGCGCUGUGUGAAGAUCCUACACACAGUAGAACAUUUGAUAGACUCUUCUUUGACAAAGUAUCAUGUAGUUAGUGUAAAGAAAUUUACAGCCAGCAUCCUUCAAUGCAUUGCUUUUACAUUACACAACAAGUACCCCAAUACAGGUGUCAACAAACAGGUGUAUAUUGCAGACAAAAUAUCAUUGUACAUGCUGGAAUUAGCAACCAAGUUUGGGGUUGUCUCUGACUUGUUGUACAUUGCCAUGUAUUAUUACAAGACACUCAGAUAUAGGGAAGCUUUAUCUGUUUUAGAGACGACAAAGGUCAAGUUAGCACAGCCGUAUUUGAUCUAUAGGGAUAAUGUAGACAGAGAGAGGUAUACUGAGGCUGUAGGGGGACAGUCCUGGUCUAUAAAGAUGAGACAAGCUGUAACAAUGGAUAUUAUACUUGACAAUGAAAUAUGUUUUAUCAUUGAACUAUUACCGGAACAACAGUCUGGUAGACAGAACAGAUUGGGUGUAUUGUUUAUUCCACCGUUUGUACUGUUACACAUGCUAGAGUUUUUAUGUUUUAGACAUGUUGACAAAACGAGAGCACAAACAGUUCUAGAUGAUCUACAGGUACUAGUCCACGAUGAUCGGGGACUGUAUGUAAAAAAUAUAUAUAGAGACAUCUCCUGGGAUAUUCUAGGGAUCUGUCAACAGAUCACAGGGAACAUCCAGGCUGCCCUGUACUCAUUCCUGCAGUCACUCAGACAAUAUCCAUUCAAUGAAAUACAAAAUGCUACCAUACAGAGAAUCCAAGAGUUGCGCUUUUAAGUUCAGUGUGAAGUUAAUUUGCUAUAUGGCGAUAUUGUAUUAACAAUGGGUUUAGCUAUGCAAGUAACAAUAUUAUCAGUUUUGAAUGUAUGCUACAUGUAGGUAUUUGCAUAAAAAACUAUUAAUUGUAUCAUUCAACAAUAAAAUUUUGCUAAGAAAUACAAGUUCUUUUGAGAAACUUAAACAUUUCUUCACAGUUGCUAUGUAAACUGUCAUUGAAAUGUUACACAGUUGUUAAGUCACUUGAUUUACAUGUAUGUACCUCUGAUGGUAAAAACAUUACAGUAAUAGAUAUACACCCAACUUCUUUG
Messenger RNA from Magallana angulata, 2411 nucleotides. RefSeq lists its product as uncharacterized. The transcript has 2 exons. Lineage: Eukaryota; Metazoa; Mollusca; Bivalvia; Ostreida; Ostreidae. The record is from RefSeq and is a predicted model, not a curated record. Bases 67 to 2100 code for a protein of 677 amino acids.